AAGAUGGCGGCUCCCUUGCUGGAGACAGUGUCGGAGUCUUUGGGCUCUCCGGAACCGGCGGUCCGGCUCAUCCUGUCCAUCCUGAUCGCACGCUGUGUGUCUGCAGGCGCUCAGCUGUACCACUCUGUAGUAUGUGUGCUGGUUCAGUUCCUGAUGCUGAGGCUGAUGGGGAGGACGGUGACGGCGGUCCUGAGCAGCUUUACGUUCCAGAUGAUCUACCUGCUGGCAGGUUACUACUACACAGCCACUGAGGAGUACGACAUCAAGUGGACCAUGCCUCACUGUGUCCUCACGCUGAAACUCGUCGGUCUGUCUUUUGAUUACUACGACGGCGGGAAGGAGCCGUCCCAGCUGAGCUUGGAGCAGAAGAAAGCCGCCCUGCCAUCGGUUCCGUCGCUGCUCGAGGUCUGUGGGUUCUCCUACUUCUACGGAGGCUUCCUGGUUGGUCCUCAGUUCACCCUGAGAAGCUACCAGAGGCUUGUGGCGAGAGAACUGACCGACUCUCCUGGGAAACCCCCCAACAGCGUUGUUCCGGCGAUGAAGCGGUUCUCUCUGGGGUUCCUGUGCCUGCUCAUCUACGCCAUCUUCAGUCCUUAUUACCCCGACAGCUACUACCUGACAGCAGAGUACGAGGCUCAGCCCUUCUGGUACCGCUGUGUGUUCAUCCUGCUGUGGGCCAAAAUCGUUCUCUAUAAAUACGUCAGCUGCUGGGUUAUCGCUAGUCCUGUAGAGGACGUAGAGCUGCUAAAGGCCUUCCUGCUUCCAUGUUUCUCUGCUUUCAGACACGUGUUCAAGCGGCUGAAGUUCCUGGGAAAUAAGACUUUAUCUCAUGUGACCACGUUGUUCUUUCUGACCAUCUGGCAUGGCCUCCACUCCGGAUACAUCUUGUGCUUCACCAUGGAGUUCUUCAUCAUCACUGUGGAGAGACAGGCCCUGGCUCUGGUCCGGGACAGUCCUCUGCUCUCCAAACUGGCCAGCAGCCCCCUGUAUCCCUUCAUCUACGUGGUCCAGCAGUUCAUCCACUGGCUCUUCAUGGGAUACCCUCUGGUGCCAUUCUGCCUCUUCACCUACGACAAGUGGCUGAAGGUUUAUUCUUCCGUCUAUUUCUGUGGUCACAUUUUCUUCCUCGCAACCUUUUUAUCGAUACCGUACCUCCGCAAGGCGCUGGUACCGAAGAAAGAGCGCCGAGACAAGAAGCAGGAUUAAAACCUGGUACGAGGACUUGGCACGGUCUGAGGCUGCAUCUCCACUGAAGGGAACUGUGACUCUCAAGGAGCAGAACGGGAAAUAUUUUAAGGCCUUUAGUAAUAUAUAUAUGUCCAUGUACAAAUAAAUUUCUAUCUAUUUUUGUGUUUUGGAGGGGAGGAGGUGUUUUUAUAAGCAAAUGUUUACAGGAAAUUACCGUUGUGCCACGUGGGGGAAUUGUGAGCCAAUCAGGGGCAGUUUCCUGUUUGUUAGUUAGUUUGAGAGACUCGAUGCUGUCGACAGAUUUGCACUCAGCAGUGACGGGUUCAGUCUUCGUUGUUGUCCAGGUCUGAGGAGGGGAAGCCGACUGGAGCUCCGGAUUCAACAGACAGACGCUGAUCUUUAACCAUCAGGGGCUCGUUUCAUGUUGAACGGCUGCCGGUGGUUCUACAAACUGUAAAUCACAUGUAUGUUCACCAACACCGACUCCAAAUGGCCUUGUACUGAUGAAUGUUUUUACAGUACAUUUGUUCUGGUUUUCAUUUGAUUUGUGAUGAAAAAAAGACUUGAUUUUAUAGAGUUUUAACAGCUUUUAUGAAAACCGACGUUUUGUAGCUUUUGGAUAAGAUUUCAUGAACCAAUGUUGUCCCUGUGUUCACUCCUCGGAUUUAUACUCUGACAUCACAUGUUCACGUGAAGAACCGGUCCAUGUUCUGCUCAUGUUUCACUCUGUGAGCUGAAGCUGUCUGUCUCCUGUUCAACCGAAAGAGUUGAAAACAGUCUGUUAUCCAGAGUUGCAAUGAUUAAUCGAUGAACUGUCAACCACUCAGUUAAUCACCGACAUAUUUAUAAUCAAUUAAUCCCUUUGAGUCUUCACAAAAAACACAAAUUCUCUGAAAGAAAACCUCUGAUCACAGCCUCUGCCUUCUAUUGAUCGUUGCAGCUCUGCUCUCAAUAAUCUCCAAAUAUUUUCUUGAUAUGAGGUUUGAUUAUUUGAUCAAAAACAGUAAAAGUUCAACGUCUCUGGUCCCUAAA
Stegastes partitus (bicolor damselfish) is the source of this 2220-nucleotide messenger RNA. RefSeq names its product lysophosphatidylcholine acyltransferase 3 (gene lpcat3). Bases 4 to 1206 code for a protein of 400 amino acids. Gene Ontology annotation, biological process: lipid modification; phosphatidylcholine biosynthetic process. The record is from RefSeq and is a predicted model, not a curated record. The transcript has 12 exons. Lineage: Eukaryota; Metazoa; Chordata; Actinopteri; Pomacentridae. Gene Ontology annotation, molecular function: 1-acylglycerophosphocholine O-acyltransferase activity; lysophospholipid acyltransferase activity. Gene Ontology annotation, cellular component: membrane.